AAUAUUAUGUAAAAUGAAUUCUAAUUUUAAUUUGAAUGUAUGAUUUCGAUAUAUCGCGAAAUGUAUCACGUGACUUAUUCUCCAGCCAAUUAGCUUCUUUUAAAUAGUAUCUUGUAUACUAUUUGAAAGGUAACAUUGUUGUGUGUGAUGUAAUUAAACAAUAUUUGAUAAUAAUAGCGUUAAGCAAGAAUCUUUCAAAGAAAAUAUGGACUUGGAUAUUUCUUAUAUUGAACCUUUACUUGAUGAUUGGCUAGAAGAACUUCAAUUAAUCAUUAAAGCACAAGAAAGUUUGAUCAAAGCUGAAGACGAAUUUUACAUGCCAUUUGUAGCUAUACCAAUUUCAAUCAUCAAUGCAAUAUUUAAAAUAACAGAAUAUCUCCAUUUGGGGCCAGAUACUAGAUACAUUGCUAUUCACUUAUAUGAUAAAUUUAUGUGUAGCUAUUUUUGGGAAGUGUAUAGAAAUGCUGAUCAAACAGAAAGUUCUUGGUCUCAAGUUUGUAAAAAAGUGACAAGUCAAUCAAAAUUAUACCUCAUGUCUUGUUUGCAAUUAGCAAAUAAAAUGGAUUCACAUUUCAACAAGUUAAGAAUAUCGCAAAUACUUGGUAUCUUACGAUGUAUAGACAAAAAAUCUGAAUACACACCCGAUGUAAUUUUUCUAUCAGAAUAUAAGGUAUUUAAGACUGUUGGAUUCAGAAUGCCAUUUUACACUCCGUUAAAUUGCGUAGAAAUUCUUUUAGCUGCAACUGGACUCAAGGAUACUCCAAAUAUGCAAGAACUUACUAUAAAUUUAUUGGAUCUAAUUUAUCUGCGGGUUUGAAUUUUAUUAAUAGAUAUUUGUAAGACAUUAGUGAUAUGUUAUAAAUGACAUUAGCAUGAUUAAUGAAGCAGAUAUAUAUGGUUAUAGAGGAAGGAAAUAUAUUAUCAUUUGCAAUGUUUGUUGCACGAA
Bombus terrestris (buff-tailed bumblebee) is the source of this 946-nucleotide messenger RNA. RefSeq lists its product as uncharacterized. The transcript has 4 exons. Gene Ontology annotation, biological process: reciprocal meiotic recombination. Gene Ontology annotation, cellular component: site of double-strand break. The record is from RefSeq and is a predicted model, not a curated record. NCBI's taxonomy places the organism in Eukaryota, Metazoa, Arthropoda, Insecta, Hymenoptera, Apidae. Bases 206 to 817 code for a protein of 203 amino acids.